This is a messenger RNA of Penicillium waksmanii, 888 nucleotides long. RefSeq lists its product as uncharacterized. NCBI's taxonomy places the organism in Eukaryota, Fungi, Ascomycota, Eurotiomycetes, Eurotiales, Aspergillaceae. The record is from RefSeq and is a predicted model, not a curated record. Gene Ontology annotation, cellular component: mitochondrion. The coding region runs from base 1 to 888 and encodes 295 amino acids. Gene Ontology annotation, molecular function: hydrolase activity, acting on acid anhydrides, in phosphorus-containing anhydrides. The transcript is spliced from 2 exons.
AUGUCUUUCCCGGCGGAAAUCUAUCCAGCCAAGAUGGGCCAUGCCCUCCCCCCGGAAGAUCAUGCCCACCACGAUGAUGGUCCUUCGUAUCGACAUGCAGCAAUCAGAGAGCUCUUCGAAGAAAGUGGCAUUCUACUUGCUACAGACCAAGCCUCUGGGAAGAUGCUUGUAGUCGACGAAGCAACACGGGAGAAAGGCCGACGCCUUAUUCAUCAAAACCAAGUUACUUUUGGCGACUGGCUAAGGCAGCAGAAUGCAGCAGCUGAGCCUGAUAUAGACCCGUUGAUUCCGUUCACGCAUUGGAUUACCCCAAUUCAUAACCCCAAGCGCUAUACAACCCAGAUGUACCUGUAUUUUAUGCCACUUCCUGUCAAUUUAGACAAGAAAUUGCUGGAAGGUCUCCCUACUGAGGGCGAGCGGGAUGAGAUCCAAGUUCCGACCAGCGAUGGUGGCGUUGAAGUCACCGAGGCCCAAUUUCUCCCAGCUGCUGCAUGGCUUGACCGUGCACAGAAAGGAGAAAUCAUUCUCUUCCCUCCGCAGUUUUUACUUCUACAUUUGGUAUCGGGAUUUCUUGAUCAGAAUCCUCAUUCGACUGUCUCCAAUGAAGAAAUGGAGAAACGCCGGGCGGCACUGAUCGAAUUUGUACAUUCGGGCUCUCCCCCAUGGACGGACAAGUAUAUUUCACCCAAGAUGCUGAAAGCGACCGAGGAUGGCCGGGUGGUUCUGGCUUUAGAUGAUGCCGGGCCCGAACUGAAGGGCUCCGACAAGCGAGGCGAGUCUGAUCGAGUUGUCCUUGUACGAUUCACAAAGGGAAGUGCGAGAGAAGUGACUGUGGCAUGGAAGAAAGAUGCCCUGCGUGAAGGAAAAGAAGGUCGGAGCAGUCUCUAG